GAAAUAGAAACCACCUUAGCUAGGGAAGUAAAAGAAUGGCAGUGAGAGCGAGCCCUGCCGUUCCUCCUCCCUUCACCAUUUUCGUCCCAAAGCCACCUUCUCAUCGUCCCUCCACAGAAGUUCGCUUUUCUCGUUGGAAUAACGCCAAUGCUGAGAAAUUCAUCCGACAUGAACGCGAACAGAAUGAAAUCGAAGACGAAAUCCGACGCGAACGUAGGUUCAAAUCUGCCUCCAUAAUCGCCACCAAUCCCGGCACCGCCGCCGCAUCAACCGCCACCACCUCCUCUGAUAACGAAAGCUUCAAGUCCUUUGGAACCCCUUCUUCACCUUCUCGCUCUUCAAUCCCUGGCAAGGCUUCAAAAUACUCCAAAAAUUCUAACCCUGACCAUACUUCUUCUAAUUCCCAUCCAGCGUUCCGUCGAUUCUCCAGAAGAAGUUCAAAGAUCCCCGCAAUAGAGACAGACGUUGGUGUCCGUGUCGGAGAGAAUGGAGUCGCUUAUCGAGUUCCCAACGCACCCUUUGAGUUUCAGUACAGUUAUACUGAAACUCCAAAGGUUAAGCCCUUGGCGUUGCGAGAACCACCGUUUGCACCUUUCGGUCCUACCACAAUGCCUCGGCCUUGGACUGGUAGAGCUCCGCUUCCCUCGAGUAAGAAGAAGUUACCGGAAUUCGAUUCCUUUCGAUUGCCACCACCACAUAAGAAGGGCGUGAAGCCUGUGCAGGCACCUGGCCCAUUUCUGUCUGGCUCGGGACCCAAGUAUGUCAAGUCCAGGGAGGAGAUUCUUGGUGAGCCCUUGACGCAGGAGGAGAUUAAAGAGCUUGUCCAGAGUUGCUUAAAAUCGAGGAGACAAUUAAAUAUGGGUAGAGAUGGUUUGACACACAAUAUGUUAGAAAACAUACAUGCUCUUUGGAAGCGGCGGAGAGUGUGCAAGAUAAAAUGCAAAGGGGUGUGCACAGUUGACAUGGACAAUGUUCGUCAACAAUUAGAGGAGAAAACUGGAGGGAAAAUCAUUUACAGUAAAGGAGGGGUGUUAUUUCUGUUCCGUGGCAGAAAUUACAAUUAUAGGACUCGCCCCCGCUAUCCUAUUAUGCUGUGGAAACCUGUUACUCCAGUGUAUCCAAGGUUGAUUCAACAGGUUCCAGAGGGUCUAACACUAGUGGAGGCAACAGAGAUGCGCAAGAUGGCGCGGAAAUUACCAUCAAUAUGCAAGCUUGGAAAAAAUGGUGUCUACUCUGACUUGGUCAAACAUGUCAGAGAAGCAUUUGAAGAAUGUGACUUGGUACGGAUAAAUUGUCAGGGAAUGAAGGGAAGUGACUACAAGAAAAUAGGUGCUAAACUAAAGGAUCUUGUCCCGUGUGUUCUUAUCUCAUUUGAACAUGAGCACAUCCUUAUGUGGAGGGGAAGAGAUUGGAAAUCAUCCCUCCCAAAACCAGAAGAUGACUGUAAGGAAGCCAAGGAAUCUGAGACAUUUAGUACGGUUUCUAUAGCACCCAGUCAUGCUGAUUCAUUGCCUACAGAAUGCAAAGGGACACUGCAAUUAUGUACUCCAACGAGCUCAAAAGAUGUUUGUCUUGACACAAACAAUACAAGGAUGAGUGCAUAUACAAAAACGGAAGGAACAGAGGAAGAUACAAAAACAGAAGGAAUGGAGGAAGAUACAAAAUCAGAAGGAAUGGAGGAAGAUACAAAAACGGAAGGAACAGGGGAUAUACUAUCUCAUCCUAAAAUGGAUGUUCAGCCUACAGCAGCUACUCUCGUGGGUUCAACUGCAAUGAAAACCUAUGAAGCUGAAUCCUUUUCAUAUAGUAUGAGGACUGUUGAUGAUGCAUCAGCAUCAACAUCUGUGCUUACCACUGGUACAACUAUCAACAAUUCUAAUUCCACACUUACUAAGAGUGCCGCCGAUGAUGAAUUAGAAGCUACAUCAAUGGGUGCUGGACAUUAUCUUGCAUCUGUUCCUGCAUCACAUGGCAUCACUGCUAAUGAUGAGGUGCAUGAUGCAUCAGGCGAUUUACAUCACUGCAAGCAGCUUGCAAGCCCCUGGUUGGAUUGUACAGAGGGAGUUAAACUACUUCUGCAGAAAGCUAUUGAGAAUGGAAGUGCAGUUGUCCUGGAUGGUGUGUGUUUGGAUGCUGAUACUGUUUAUGAAAAAGCAGUUUCUCUUGCCAAGGCUUCUCCACCUGGGCCUGUUUUCAAGCAGAGACCCAAGAGCGUCCUGGUCCGGAAGAUUGAGAAGCAAGAACAUGGUGAUUUGAAGGUUGAGGAAAUUGUUGCAGUUUCAGAUAAGACAGGAACUGUGAAUAAGAGUUCAAGAAGUAUUGUUGCAGUUUCAGAUAAGAGAGGAAACGUCAAGAAGAGUUCAAGAAGUCAGAGAAUUAAAAAUUUCACUGAAGUUUCUCCUGAUAUAGUACCACAUGGGAGCCUUGGAGUAGAUGAAAUAGCUAAGCUAUUAGCUUAGCAGAGGAUUUCUCUUCUUUAUUCUCAUACAACAUGGGAGCCUCAGAGUAGAUGAAAUUAUAGCUUAGCAGAGGACUUUUCUUUAUUCUCUCUGGGUUCAAGUAAUAUAACAUUUUAGAGAACUAGGAAUCAAAAUUUCUCCCUCUAUUCAAGCAUUUAUUCCAAAAUUUGCUGACCGUUGGUGCCUCCACCUUGUCUUAUUUCUGUUUUCUAUAAUCUUUGAAGUCUAGUUUGAAGGUAGUUAUAUAAAGGUGACAGACUAUUCACCAGGUACUUGUGGCAAAAGUGAACUCCGGGGUUAAUUUC
This is a messenger RNA of Macadamia integrifolia, 2764 nucleotides long. Its product is annotated as CRS2-associated factor 1, chloroplastic. Gene Ontology annotation, molecular function: RNA binding. Lineage: Eukaryota; Viridiplantae; Streptophyta; Magnoliopsida; Proteales; Proteaceae. The record is from RefSeq and is a predicted model, not a curated record. Bases 36 to 2459 code for a protein of 807 amino acids. The transcript has 5 exons. Gene Ontology annotation, biological process: Group II intron splicing.